ACUUUCCGCAUUUAACUUGGAUGACAUUUUUAUUUCAUCAUUAGCAUCAGACGCCAGACUGACUGACACGGUGGACCCAGUUUGCGUUUUACGAAAGAGCCCGGAGUGAGACAUCUCCAUGUUUCUACAUUAUUUUUUUCUCGCUAAAACAUUGUAUUUGAUAAUUGUUCCAGCCUAGAAGGACGCGUGUUUUGACGCUAUUUGACGAAUAAAACAGGGACUCCUCGCAGCCUGGAUAUCGACAUAAGUCAGCCUUGCGUUUUUCUCUUUUGAUUCCUGCUUCCGUGGUCCUCUGCGUUCAGACCACAAACACAGCGAUGCCAGAGACAACGCAAGAGACGUGCGCUUCGGCCAAGGACUCUCCUUUCUUUAUUAAGAACCUGCUGAACUGUGAUAGCAAACCGUCCAAACCCAAGCCCGUACUGGCUGCCUCUAAGGUGGCCUUGGAGGGAGGAUUUUCCCUUUCCCAGGUCGGAGACUUCAACUUUCCCCGCUUCGACCUGUCCGCACAGAGGUUCAGUCUGCCGGCUCACUACCUGGAGCGCACCUCGGCGUGGUGGUACCCUUACGCACUCAGCCAAUCUGCCCACCUACACAGAGCCGAAGUCCUAAACAAACUCGGAGCCAGAGACUGCUCUCCCACCUCGGGCACGGACAGAGACUCGCCGGACCUGGUUCUAAAAUCCGAGCCGGAUGUCAAAGACGACGACGACGAUGAGAGUGAGCACAACAACAACAAAAGUGGCGACGAGAUAAUCCUGGAGGAGAGCGACACGGAGGAAGCCAAAAAAGACGAGCUGGAGGAGUGGAAGAAGAGAGACGACGACAAGAAGCCGUGCCGUAAGAAGAAGACGCGCACGGUGUUUUCCCGGAGCCAGGUGUUCCAGUUGGAGUCCACCUUCGACAUGAAGCGGUACCUGAGCAGCUCGGAACGGGCCGGCCUGGCCGCGUCUCUGCACCUGACGGAGACCCAGGUGAAGAUCUGGUUCCAGAACAGGAGGAACAAGUGGAAGAGGCAGCUGGCCGCGGAGCUGGAGGCCGCCAACUUGAGCCACGCGGCGGCGCAGAGGAUAGUCCGUGUGCCCAUCCUGUACCACGAGAACUCGGUCUCAGAGAGCGGGGCUGGCGUGCCCGUGAGCCAGCCGCUGCUCACCUUCCCGCACCCCGGGGUCUACUACUCCCAUCCCAUGCUCACCUCCAUGCCGCUGCUCAGACCGGUCUGAAAAGACAAGCGUUUUCAAAAUCAACCGAAAAGUUAAAAAAAAAAAAAAAUACUAAUAUUUUUCUACUGACUGAAUGAAGAAAAUCACAAAGUAAAGAGAAACUGUCAGGCCUAUAUGGACCUUUUUCUUGGAAAAUACAUUGUGUCAUUUUCCAAAAGGGUACCGUUUACACGUGAUUCGACAACUCAAAUCCCAUAAUUAAUAUUAUUAUUAUUAUUAAAUAUCACCUCAGGAGUCCACCUGCUUACACUGCCUGCAGCCUGAUGAGUGUUCUUUUUAUUUUUUCACUAUAGUUUUUGAACAUGACUUCGGGACAGGCCAACUCUACAACUGUAACCAUUUAUUUUUGUUGUUUACAAAAAAAUAAUGGUGGCCAAGAGGCGACUGAUUUGUUUUCAGCUGACAAAAUUAUAUUCUACUUUUACAUUUUCAGAACUCAUUACAUGGUGAUGUGCAAUACACUGAUGGUCUGAAUGAAUGAAUCCACAAAACAUGUCUUAUCAUCUUUUCACUUUGGGUAUUGAUGAGGCUUUGUUGUAAUUUCCUUUUUUUUGGGUUCCUUUUUUAAAUCGCUUGACGGGGACAAUCAAGACACUGUCAACUGUAAAAUACCCAUGUAGUUCUAUGUUUAGUGAUUCUCACUCUUGUUCCCUUUACAUGGACCAACUUUCAAGCACAAGUGUGAGCUCCAAAUGUCUUUUAAUCUACUUUGUGUUUUUGAACAGGAGUGGACAAAUAUCGACUACACUGAUGUAAAAAAUAUGUAAAUGUAUAUAUUUAAUGAGGCCCGAGGAGAGGAGCUGCCACUUCUCCUUUGUACAGUAAAAACGUUUUGAUAUUGUAUUGCUGAACCAUGUUGUGAAAUAAAUGGAGAAUAUUCCUUACAUUU
Molecule: messenger RNA, 2112 nt
Organism: Gymnodraco acuticeps
Lineage: Eukaryota; Metazoa; Chordata; Actinopteri; Perciformes; Bathydraconidae
Gene: hmx3a
Product: H6 family homeobox 3a
Exons: 2
Coding region: 318-1223 (301 amino acids)
Biological process (GO): regulation of transcription by RNA polymerase II
Cellular component (GO): nucleus
Molecular function (GO): RNA polymerase II transcription regulatory region sequence-specific DNA binding; DNA-binding transcription factor activity, RNA polymerase II-specific
Source: RefSeq, a predicted model, not a curated record